Molecule: messenger RNA, 390 nt
Organism: Trichoderma citrinoviride
Lineage: Eukaryota; Fungi; Ascomycota; Sordariomycetes; Hypocreales; Hypocreaceae
Product: vacuolar protein sorting 55
Exons: 2
Coding region: 1-390 (129 amino acids)
Biological process (GO): late endosome to vacuole transport via multivesicular body sorting pathway
Cellular component (GO): Vps55/Vps68 complex; endosome
Source: RefSeq, a predicted model, not a curated record
AUGCCUACCGCCGGCCUCAAGACCAUCAUCGCCCUCUCCUUCGUCCUCGCCGUGGGCUUCCUCCUCGUCAUCCUCUCCUGCGCCCUCUACAAAGUCUACUACCCGCUCCUCGUCGUUGCCACGUACGUCCUCGCGCCGCUGCCCAACUGGAUCUGCGGCCGGUGCGCCAACCCGGACGACUUUGUCGAGACGGGCGGCGCGGCGGUGCUCGACCUGGGGAGGUUCUUUACUGGCUUCUUCGUUGUCAUGGGAAUCGCUCUCCCCGUUGUCCUUGCGCAUUCCGACCUCAUCCGAGUCGAAGCCAUGAUCAUGUCCAUCACCGGUGGCUUGCUGAUCUACGGGACCAUCAUCAGCUUCGGCAUGUUCUUCCAGGAAGAGCAGGAGUUUUAA